Molecule: messenger RNA, 2269 nt
Organism: Rhineura floridana
Lineage: Eukaryota; Metazoa; Chordata; Lepidosauria; Squamata; Rhineuridae
Product: survival motor neuron protein-like
Exons: 9
Coding region: 198-1025 (275 amino acids)
Biological process (GO): mRNA processing; regulation of alternative mRNA splicing, via spliceosome
Cellular component (GO): precatalytic spliceosome; cytoplasm; nucleus
Molecular function (GO): RNA binding
Source: RefSeq, a predicted model, not a curated record
CGCCAGUAGGGGACAGUAAGUAAAUCACCCGAGGUGGCACCAAGGAGCCGGGCGCGCUUGUAGAAGCCUCUAUUGCUGGAGCUCCUCCCCGCCGGUCCUUGACGGAUGAGGUAGCGACGGCGGCGACUACCACCACCACGACGGCCGCCUCCUUCUUUCAGCUUUCCUCAGUCCCUCAUCCCGGACUGGGUGUCCUCAUGGCUUCUCGCGGCGAGGACGAGGCGGUGCUGUUCAGACGGGGGGCCGGGCAGAGUGAUGAUUCUGAUAUAUGGGAUGAUACAGCACUUAUAAAAGCAUAUGAUAAAGCAGUUGCAUCCUUCAAGCAUGCUUUGAAGAAUGGUGACUGUUCAGAGCCUUUGGAUAAAACCGAGCAAAAUGCUGGGACAAAAAGAAAAAAUAACAAAAAGAACAAGACUAGGAAGAAAAGUAAUGCUACACCACAGAAACAGUGGAGAGUUAACGAUGCAUGCAGUGCAGUUUGGUCUGAAGAUGGCAAUGUGUACCAAGCAACUAUUACCUCAAUUAAUUGGAAGAAAGGGACUUGUAUAGUUAUCUAUACUGGAUAUGGAAAUAAAGAAGAGCAAAAUCUGGCAGAUCUGCUACCACCAAUCGAUACUGAGGGAACACAUGAGAGAAGUGCUACUGAGAAUGAAAAUGAGACUCAGUAUUCAACAGAUGAAAGUGACCUCUGUUUCCAGUCACCUGGAAACAAAUACAAUCGUACAAAAUCAGCACAAUGGAAUUCCCACUUUCCACCACCACCACCAGUACUGGGCUCUGGAAGGGGAGGCAUGAAAUUCAGUGGACCUCCACCAUUUUUAUCAGGCUGGCCUCCACCAUUUCCUUCAGGACCGCCGUUGAUACCACCUCCACCACCUUUUAGUCCAGAUUCUCCCGAUGAUGAUGAAGCACUGGGAAGUAUGUUAAUAGCCUGGUAUAUGAGUGGCUAUCACACUGGCUACUACCUGGGUCUAAAGCAGAGCCGAAUGGAAGCAACCUUGGGGAGACAUGGCCACUCUAAGUAGCUAUUGUGUAGACUACCUAAGGAAAUAACUUUCCUGCCCCCAGACCCUGCAAUGUCGUUUUCAUUAUAAUACUUCUGAACCAAAUCAAAGCUUGCAGUGUGAUCCUGCUAAGGAAGAAGAACCUUCGGUCUUCAAGAGAAACAACUCAUCAGUACAGGCCCAAAUUGAAGUUGUAACAUUCUUUCAUAGAAUGCUGUAACAAUCAUACAUGGACUGAAAUGGAGUAUAUAAUAAACCAGAAUAUUAUUAUCACUGUUUUCAUUGGUUAUCCAAAAUUAUAGCACAAUGAGAUUAAAUAUUUUGUAAAUUUGUAAUACAGGACAUGCAUUAGACUUUAAAUGUAUAAACUUUCUACAAUAAAAAGAAGGUAGUUUAGAAGUUGUUUUUUCAGAGUGGUAUUAGUCCUUCCUGAAAUUUGGGGACCUGGAAAAUGGUACUUCAUUACUGUUUCUGUAUUGUUGUCAAGCAUGCAGUUCCAUACAAAGAUGAAUUUAUAUAACAUUCACAGAUGGAAUUUGGUUUGGCAGCCCUUGGAAAAGAUUCAGCUAAGUUUUGGACAGUGGCUGCAAAAAGGAUGACAGGUUAUAACGAUGCCAUCAACAGUCAAAUUACUUCAACCUGAUGGUAAACCCAUUCUCUCUUAUAUGCGUGACUACACAGAGACCACAAAGAGCUGAAUGCCCAAAAUGCAAUUAACUCCACAUCAUGCAGUUUGACAGCUGAUAUACAACCAAUCUGUAACAAGCUUUAUCAUCUAGCAUUUUAGGAUAGUUCCAUCACUUAUCUGAAAAGACCAUGAUACAUAUUACUCAACUGAAUGAGAACUUACAGUUCAACAGAAGCAAAUUGCAUUAUUCAGCCAAAUGAAUAAACGGGAUAUUCUGUUCUUAGUAAGUAAGAGCUAAAAUUAAGAAUUUUCCAUAUACAGCAAGUUUUGAAGAGGUUUGUAAAGAAUGAAAAGGUGAACUAUACCUAGUGCUGUACAAGAUUUCUCAUUGGUUAAAUUUUUCUUUCAGAGAUCCAGUAGCUUUAGCACAGUAAAAUAUGGCAAAGUACCAGCUACAACAGAUCAUCGUAAAUGGACAUUAUAUGAGGCAUUUGCUACUAAUUAUUUUUACAAUUCUGAAAGUCCCUUUUUUAUUUUCCUGCCUACUCUGCUUUUCUUUGUGUUGGCUUUUUUAUUUUAAAUUGUAUAUUCUCCUUAUUUGUAUAGGUAGUUUCAGAAUAAACUGUGUUAAACAAAA